UUUGCAUAUGUAUAAUGGGAGGUUGUACUUUUUGCCUUUCAAUGGGGAGGCGAAGGGAAGAAGAGAGGAAAAAAAUAAAUUAACAGAUAAAAAAAAUAAAAGAAGUCCUGGGUUUUACAGAAUAUUAAAGAGCUAAAGGUGGUAAGGAUCAUCAGUUAGAUGAAAAAGGAGUUAACUGACUGAAAGAAAAAAUUCUAGCUUUUAGAGUUUUUAGACACUAGAAAAUCACUCACAUUUGUUUCUUACUACUUUCUGACUUGAUAACCUGGACAAUAUAUACAGGUUGUGUGUGUUUGGAACCCUAAGAUUGGAUGUACAAAAAGAUCUUAGUACCUUACAGAAUGACCAAGGAUUCAGAAGUAAAGAAAAACCAAUGAGAAACUAGGAAAGGAAAUUAGUGUUUGGCCUCCCUUUAGCUGACUCUAUAAUAAACUUUAUAUAGGAUUCACCUGUAGGACCUCUAGGUUAAACCUAAGCUAACCACAGGAAAAAGGCUAAAAAUGCAGGAACUCAUUGCUGGGUUGGAGAAAAUCUCCUUUGAUCUUGAGGAUGAUGUGGAGAACCAAAGAGGUACUGGGUUCCUGCCCUUCCCAGGAAUGGACAAAUCGGGGGUGGCUGUAUGUACCUUCUUUCUCAAAGGCCUCUGUGAGAAAGGCAAGCUCUGUCCCUUCCGGCAUGAUGAUGGGGAAAAGACAGUAGUAUGUAAACACUGGCUGCGGGGACUUUGUAAGAAGAGCGACUGCUGCAAAUUUCUGCACCAAUAUGACGUCACCAAGAUGCCCGAGUGUUAUUUCUACUCCAAAUUUGGGGAAUGCAGCAAUAAAGAAUGCCUUUUCCUUCAUACUGACUCCGCCUCUAAGAUCCGUGAUUGUCCCUGGUAUGAUCAAGGUUUCUGCAAGUAUGGUCCUUUGUGUAAAUUCCAUCAUGUAAGAAGAGUGCUGUGUGUCAACUACUUAGUUGGCUUCUGUCCAGAGGGACCUGGUUGCAGAUUUACACAGUAUGUACUUCCUUGAACCAUUGCUCACCCCAGAGAGCUAGAUUAGACCCUUCAUUGAUUCGUCAUUCCUAAUCCCUAAAGGGCAGAGGCAUAUGUGUCCCUAAUAGCUCAUAAUAGAAGGUCUUAUGCCCAGUGUCUAGGUCCCUCCAAAUUUUUCACUCUUCCAAAAUAGCCAUACUACUGAUACACUAUACACUCCUAUUAUAAGGAGUUUUCUUGUUAUAACGUAUCCCUUGCUUUAACAAAAGUCUUCAUCAGCAGGAGAAAAAGUUCAACAUAUGCUUGACCUGGGGAGAAAUCUUUUCCCUCCAAGGUUUGAAAUCUUCUUCCAAAUUUCUCACUCUUC
This is a messenger RNA of Antechinus flavipes (yellow-footed antechinus), 1343 nucleotides long. RefSeq names its product cleavage and polyadenylation specific factor 4 like (gene CPSF4L). Gene Ontology annotation, cellular component: mRNA cleavage and polyadenylation specificity factor complex. The transcript is spliced from 5 exons. Bases 501 to 1013 code for a protein of 170 amino acids. Gene Ontology annotation, molecular function: metal ion binding; RNA binding. Lineage: Eukaryota; Metazoa; Chordata; Mammalia; Dasyuromorphia; Dasyuridae. The record is from RefSeq and is a predicted model, not a curated record.